This is a messenger RNA of Vespula vulgaris, 5748 nucleotides long. RefSeq names its product C-type lectin 37Db-like. Lineage: Eukaryota; Metazoa; Arthropoda; Insecta; Hymenoptera; Vespidae. Bases 1074 to 1934 code for a protein of 286 amino acids. Gene Ontology annotation, cellular component: external side of plasma membrane. Gene Ontology annotation, molecular function: carbohydrate binding. The record is from RefSeq and is a predicted model, not a curated record. The transcript is spliced from 7 exons. Gene Ontology annotation, biological process: biological process involved in interspecies interaction between organisms.
GUAAUUCUUGUAUCUGCGCGGCCAUUAGGAAGGUGGCGCUAUACGCAUGCGCGAUGCCGAUCGCAAACUCGUCUUACCUUUGCGCAGGCACGAAGGACGACCAUAUUUGUUUCGGCAGCGACACGGCUACGACGGGGUUCUGUAUCGUCCGCUCCAUUACAAGGUAAUUAAUAGCUUAUUAUUUUACGUAGAUCUUGUUUCACUGCAUAAUCGCAACGCCCGACACGAAAUAUCUAUUUCUUAUCGUUUAUAGCUCGCUUCGAUAUUCCGAUCAAGAGAUAUUUGCGAAUAUACGAUUGGCGUCCUACUUGGCGUUCUAUUUCGUCGUACAAGUUUACAUAUUUUUCUCGAGAUACCGAUAUUUUCCGCAGCUUUUAACGAUUAUUUAGUUGAUUAUUUAUAACUCGUUAGUCGCUACCGAUCAAAUUGCGUACGAUACUCUGCGUUCUUUCGCUGUUGCGUAUUUGUGUGUGUGUGUAUGUGCGUAUUACAUAUUUGCAUACGCGCGUGUGUGUGUGGUGUUUUUUGUGCGAUAUACGAUAUUCAAGAUGGCUACGAAGAAGACAGAAGAUACAAAUUUCCAUACGUUCAUCUAAUUACAGAAAUAAUUACUAUCGAGAUUCAGUAAAAUAUAUCGACGUCGUGUGUUUGACAGAAGGAUAUAAUUUAUUUGUUUUCCAUCGAUCAGUUUUUACGUCGUAUUAAUUAAUAUUUUGCAAUUUUCAUAUUUCAACGAGUUCCACGGCUCGUAUCAACGGAGGAAGAAAAAUACUGUGAUCGGAAGAGAGGAUGACACGCAUAAAUGGAUACGUCGCUGCUUUAUAUAUGGCAGGAUACGAGGACGGAUCGUACGGAGAAUGAAAGUGGAGAUACUUGUAACUGGAAAAUGUCUUAACGGUGGUGUCUCCCUUUGGAAAAAAGUACCGUUGGAAAAAUUUGGAAGCACACGUGUGGCGAACGAGGAACGGUCGUACGAGAACUACGCUCUUAAAAGCUCCAGGAAAAUUAUCGCGAUCUACCAGUAGGAGGAUCGUGGCGCGAACGUUUAUUUUGCACUUGUCGAACGUAUUACGAUGGACCAUUCCUGGUUCGCGGUGUACCUGACUCUCGGUUGUCUCGUCGCCGGAGUUCUCCCACAGUAUAGAGAGAAAAAUACCAGCACGGCCGAGAACGACGCGGUUCAAGCCCUCCUGGCCAGAUAUCUGCAGAAACGUCUCCAAGGUACUCAACUCUCGACGCUGCCGCCGCCGGCUGUCCUCUUCAACUCUCGUCAUCAGGCGAAAGUCCGUCAGGCCGCGCAGAAAGGCUCGACGACGAACAGCGGCGGCUUAACUCGCAACUCUCAUCCUUCUUCUAACUACAAGGAUAAUAGGAAGCACAGAGAGGACUACGAGGAUGAUUACGUGGACGAUCUUCAAGGGUUCGAGGACAGCGAUAGGAGCAGGACUAGAAUCGAUCUUCUUGCUGACGACUGUCCAAAUUGCGUCGACGAACAAAGCAACAGCUUGAGCGCCUCCAGAUGGACGAUGCCGUUGCUGAAGCUUGGCGAGAAACGUUACUACCUGGGUAUCUUCUUCAAGGCCAACUGGUACAGAGCGUCGCAGUACUGUCGUUAUCACGGUAUGCACCUGGCUAGCAUAGCCUCCCAAGAGGAAAACGAUAGACUGGAAAAACACAUCAAAGAUUUCGGACUCGGACACGAACAUUUCUGGACGUCUGGUACGGAUCAGGCGGAAGAGGGGACUUUCUUUUGGAUGGCCAAUGGCCGGCCAAUCACGUUCGAAAACUGGAACGUCGGCGAACCCAACAAUUUCCGAUACGAAAACGGCGAGGAGGAACACUGUUUGGAAUUGUGGAAUAGGGACGGUAAAGGGUUAAAAUGGAACGACAGCCCUUGCAGCUUCGAAACUUUCUUCGUCUGUGAAGUACAGUGACGGGGGGGGGGGAGAGGGGGAGGGAGAGAAAGGGAGAGGGUCGUCGUAACACGAGCGAUACUUACACCCUCGUCCCUAUACACGGAUACAUAUAUAUGCGCGCACACACAUAGACACAUCUAAAGGGUAAGAAGGACGAGUACGACAGACGUCCAAAGAGAAAGAGCAAGAAGUCCGUCAGGCAAUUUUCAAACCUCGUUCGAGCCAACCCAGUGCCAAAGGUUUUCCCACGAAUGUAACCCUUCAUCGAUCACUUUGGUUCGUUUACGCUUACGCGCCGCAUUCGGGUGGAAGGAGCAGGAGGAGGAGGAUAAGGGGAUGGAUCGGAGUUGUUGGCUACUGGAAUCGAAGAGAACGUACGGAGAAGAAAAGAGUUUCCGAAUUGACCGAAAAAACAAAAAAAAAAAAGAAAGAAAGGAGUAUUUUAUCGUCGACGUCACGCAGGAAAGUUUUUACCGUGUAUUUCUGUGUGUGCACCGAUCUAUGCGCGUGUGAUCUAUGUGCGUGCAACUCGUUGUUUUUUCUCUUCUUUUUUCUUCCUGCUUCUUUUCCUUUCUUCUUUUUCUUCUUUUUUUCUUUCUUUUUUUUUUUUUCUUUUAAUGUUAAAACGACACGUAACGUUAUUUUAUUGACUCUACUUCUCGUUUGAAGGGACAGCAAAGGGACAUUACCACGCGUCCUCUGUUGAAUUAAGAGAGAGAGGAAGAAGAAACUGGUGGUACGCGCGCGCCUACGUGCGCGCGAUCGUGCCCGCUCGUCGUUUGAUGUUUUAACGAAUUAUAGAGUUAUAAUUAAAGAGAUUAAUUUAAGCCAGGGAACAUAGUUUCCUGGACAUAAAGCGAUACACGUCUACACGAUAUUAUAUUAUUACACGACUUUUAGAUAUCCUGCAUACCGCUUUUUCCUAUUGUUUUUAAUUAAUUACCGAAUUAGUUAAUUAACGAGAGAUGUUUGAAAGGAUAGAUGGUUGUUCUUUCAGGAAGAGAACGCGCUAGGAAGCGUUAUAUGUACAUAUUAAAUAGAAACGUACGAAUGGAUAGAGAUACUUGGUUGAAAAAGCGUUGCUUUUGCCUUUCACCUUAUCCAAGUUGUAACACGUAUGUAUGUACGUAUGCAUGGCGCAUAGACGGAUACAUACGUGUGUGGUAUAUAUAGACGAGUUCGUUCGAUGUAGCAAAUAAAAUCCAGAUGUAAUGACAAAACAAUAAUGGCCGCUUUGAAAGCCCGAAUUUUAGCCGGCUCUCGCGGUCCACGAACGAGUUGGAAAAAAUAUUACGCGAGUAACGUUAUUCUAUAUUUUCAGAGCGUACUAACGAACGAGAUGGAAAGAGAAAGAGAGCGUGGGAAGCCGAACGAGUUGGCGAAUAAAAUACAAGGCGAGCUCCUGCAAAUGCAUGCUCGUUGUAUUUUCAUAGAAGCACGAGUUGUAAAUUAAAGGAUCGCUCUAUAAGCUCCGACUGAAAGAAUAACAGUUCUCUUUUUCCUUUUCUUUUUUUUUUUCUUUAUUUUAUUAUUUAUUUAUCUCUAUUCUUUUUAACUCGAUUUCGAAAAUUUUCGAGCAUUCUCUUCUACUUUUUUAAUCAUUGCGCGAUGUUAUCCAUCGAUGCUCAAAAAAAUGAACGGAACGCGAUCGUAUCUAAUUGGAGAAGUUGGCCGAUUCUCUUCGUUUUUUGCUCGUCUCGUCCUCCAUCUCGUUCUCUCUCUCUCUCUCUCUCUCUCUCUCUCUAGCAUCUCUCUCGUACUUUGGCUUGGGUAAGAAAGCCGAAACGUCGGAAAAGUUGGAGAAAAAGAACAGCGGGAGGAAGAAACGUAACGAAAUUUGGCGCGCGGUAAAAAUGGAAACACGAAAACGAGUUUGGAUGUUACGUCGACGCGAGGAAAGUCUUCUGUCCCUCCGUCGCGUUUGUUACUUCCCCUCUCGACGACCGGAUUGACAGAACCAAUUAGUGGUUCUGUCGAUUUUUCGCUCUUCCACGAGACAAUGCACUAGGGAGAGGCAGCGAACCGAAGAGAGGGAGAGAGAAAAAGAAAAGGAAAAAAGAGUUCGAUAUUAACGAGAGUUCCGUUCUCCGUUCGUCUGUUUUGCAAACGUUGCCAGAUUUUUCCAAAAGUCCUCUUAAUGAUUCUCUCGAUAAUAAUAAUAACAAUAAUUUUUCGUCGCCUUCGCUACGGCGAUUCGGUAAAUUUUCUUUAUUACGCAAUAAACGCGAGGUUAUUAAAGAUACAGGUGCACUUUCAUAGGACUCGUAAAGUAUAUCAAAAACAGAGAGAAGCCGGAACGUGGAGUUUACUCUUCUUUAUACUCGCGCGAUUCUACUGCAAUUCGAGAGGCACGAAAUCUUUCGCAUGUGUCGUCUGCCGACUUUUUCCCUCUCUCUCUCUCUCUCUCUCUCAUCAAAUUACUACGAGGUUCCACGUUGAAUACCGCGACGCGAAGGAAAGAAAAUUCAAGUCUCCCUAGACAUUUUCUCCUGAUGUGCACUUAAAAAGAUUUAACAGGAUCGUACGGACGCGUCUGUUUAACCUAGAUUAAUCCUUUCGUUCCGCUUGAGAUAGUCGAACAAACGACCCGUCGAUCACUCUCUUCUCGCACAGAUUAUACGACGUUUCCGCGACGUUUAAGACAAACGAAAAGUUCUUUGUCUCUAUCUCUCUCUAACUCUUUAUCUCUAUUUUCUUUCUUCAACGUUCCAACACCGAUAUCGUAACUUUUUAUUACGUUGGAAGAAAAAUCGAGAGAGGAAAUGCAAAGCUUUGUUUUUUAUCGUUCUAUCGUUUGAAAAAACAUCUUCGUAAGAAGUAGAGAGGGAGAGAGAGAGAGAGUGGGGCCUUUGAUAGACAGCACAUCGAACGUAAUAACGCGACACGGUCGAAACGUCUUCCAUUAUUAACCAUCCCAGCGUAAUUGCUAUUGCAAUUGGAAAUUUGAAUUAGUGCCGGUACGAUAUACAGGUCCAUUAGUCCGCUAUUAAGAAUGUAAGAGACAUCUGGGAUAUUGCGUUGAUAAGGUAACACCAGCAGCUAGCUUUGUUCGUCGAUAAGGGAAGCUGGAAAUUCGUUACAAACGAAAAUCGAUAAGGUCGUGCGACCGUUGAUAAGGCCGUUUCUCAGAAAAAUCGUUGUAGAAUCGAUCGAUUAGUCGCGCGAAAAUUAAUAGAUUCGCGUUCCUUUCGAUUAUAGUCGGAAAAAAAGGAGACGACGCUGUAGGUAUACAAAACAACAAUGUUUUAUUUGAAACAACAUAUAAUUACGUGCCAUGUAUGUUCCUUAUUAAGCCUUUAUCGUUCGCACAUUCCGCGAAAGUGCAUCGAUCAACGGAGUACGUAUGUAGAAAUAAUAUAUUUUCGUACGAGUCACUAUCUUUCUUUCGUAGUCCAAUUUACGUCCUCUCUUCUUUUUCUUUCCCUCUUCGUUUUCGUCUUCGUCCUCUUCGUCUUCUUCUUUUCCUUUUUCUUUUUCUUUUUCUUUCUCUUCCAAGUCGAUUCGAAAAGCGAUCCACGAUAAUUAACGAUACCUUACACCUAUCAUUUGAUAUCAACGAUCCUUUUAUUGUUUCUUAACAAACGACGGUCUUUAAGCUUACUUUUCUCGGCGAUCCUUUUUUUUUUUCUUUUGAAUCGGGAAUGGAGGAAAAGGUGGGUGGGAAAACAUCCAUUGGGGAUAGUCGACGAUGUUCCCUGACUUUUCCUUUUUCUUUUUUCUUUUUUCUUUUUUCUUUUUUUAGCAGUCGCGCUAUUCUAAUACAUUCCUAGGGUUUCUCUCAUUCUUUUAGUCUUUCUAUGUCAUCAUCGGCUCGAUAAAAAGAAGAAGCAGA